This is a messenger RNA of Daldinia vernicosa, 1983 nucleotides long. RefSeq lists its product as uncharacterized. Gene Ontology annotation, molecular function: protein binding. The coding region runs from base 214 to 1716 and encodes 500 amino acids. The transcript is spliced from 2 exons. Lineage: Eukaryota; Fungi; Ascomycota; Sordariomycetes; Xylariales; Hypoxylaceae. The record is from RefSeq and is a predicted model, not a curated record.
GCGCACGACCGGACCUUUGAACAACUGAAAUAUACUAGUAGCGUCAGAUAGACGGGCCGUUCCGCGUACGGUGCGGGGGUUUUUAGCCAUAACACGGCCUCCGAAUCUACGUACCCCGUCCCCGAAUUAAAAAAAAUUCUCCCCGAAAAAUCAACAUCCAAUCAGUGGAGCCAUACAUCGUAGAAGCCGAUAACUGCCUUCAUAUCUGUUAAGAUGCCGAAACCAAAAUCAUUUACGAAGCAAUCAAAAGCGAAGCCAAAGAAAGAGCAGAAGCUGGAUACGGCAGACGACUUCCAAGCUGCCGGUGUCGAUUUUGAAGAAGCCGCUGGAAAAUGGCGUGCGGGAGAUGCUACCAAGUCUAUGAGAUUCUUUCAGCGGGCUAUUGACGUCUACGACCAAGGGCUUCGCAAGUUCCCUCAGAGCAUCGACCUUGCGUAUAACAAGGCCCGGGUACAGCUGGAGAUUGCUACGCAUCCUAUUCUUGUUGAGCAGUUGCAGCAGCCCUUAAGAGGCGUAUUGGACGAGGCGUUAGCGUCGCAUCGGUACACGUUAAAGUUGGACCCAGAAAAUCCAGACGCACUCUUUAAUACGUCUCAAGUUCUUACGGCUAUCGCUGAGUUGAUCGCCACUGAUGAGGAUGACGAUUCUGCUGGAACCGAGGCUGAAGCUUUGAAGGCGCUCCGAGAAGCGCUCGACCUGCAAAGCGCGUGUCUCAGCUUGCAGGAGCGAAAAUACCAGGAAUUCCUCGAGCAGGAACGCUUUGCUAACGAGCAAGGAGAAGACGCGAGUCACAAGGCCGUACCGGCUUCCGGAUCAGGAAAUGGCUCGUCUGGUAGCGCCGAGGAAGACGAAGAAUGGUUCAACGUAGUUGAGCCGGUCACUAGCGACACGCUUAUUGAUACACUUCUCGCUCAGCUGGCUACCAUCACCACUUUCUGUAGUAUUCUGAGCACCUCGCUCGAAGCUGCUCCCACAAAUACGCUCGCCUGGGUCGAGGAAAUUUCGUCGGGCCUAGUUGAAAAGGUACAAGUCAUCUCGCGUGAACAGCACGACAGGUUACAAGAAGUCGCCCUAGCGAGAGCCAAUCUUGCUUCGGUGAUGCUAGAAGCGGGUUACAGAUGCGGGAAGAUCGACGCCGAAAUUUACGGUCGAGAACUAAAUUCGGUUUUCGCAAAUGCGGAACUUCAGCUUGAGAAGUCUGCAGAAGGCCAUAUAGCAAAAGCUCGCUCUCUUCUAGCGCUCAACUCGGCACUAACAGAUUCCGACAACGGUGAUGCCCAGUCGCAGUCGACAUUGCGGUGGAAUGUUCUCACGGCUAGCAUAGCAAGUCUGAAAUCUGCGUCGGCCAUACGAGGGAUCCCUCAGGAGGACUUAGCUACUACGCAUCUCCUUCGCGGCGACGCGUCCUUAUAUCUUUACACUAUGGCCUUCCCGCCGACGUCGUACCAGACAGCCGCAAAUACAGCCUCUCAGAAUGCCAAGAACGCAGAGGUGUAUUACCGCAACGCGAGUAGGUUGACUCCGGACAAUGAAGAGAGAGAUGUCGCUUCGAUAAAGUCAACAGUCGCACAGUAUCUCCAAGCAUACUCCGAGGGGAGUACAGAAGUCGACGUUGGUAGCUUAUUAAACGCGAGUCCGCGGGGUCAGGAGUGGGUUAUCAAGCAGCUCGAGGAUAUGACGGCGGAGAAUCUCGUACCUCACGCGCUACUUUUCUAGUUCGUAGAUAUAGCGAAUGCAGACUUGUGAUCUUUGCUGAUAUUUUGCCUGCGAUUGGGGUAAAAUGGCGCCAGUAUCAUGCGUACAGUUAGCUGUUAAUUUGAGGUUGUCUAGGUACGCAAGUGGAAUGGUCGAAUACCUAGUACUAAACAAAGAACGCUGGGGUUUUAGAUGAGAUACCUCGAUUAAAGGAUACCUUUAUUCUCUAAGUGUAUUUCCCAGUUGUAUAAUACCAAAAGCAUUACAGGGAAUUUUGACCGUUGCCAG